UCUCCUCACAAGAGGAGGGGGUACAGGACACUAAGAUGUGCUGAGAGAGAAAGAGGGCGACCGCAUUCACGUAACUUGUUACGUAUUCUUUUUGCAGAUGUUAAAGGAUUUACCAACCUCUCCACAACCUUGUCUGCCCAGGAGCUGGUCAGGAUGCUCAACGAGCUCUUUGCCAGAUUUGAUCGACUGGCCCACGAGCAUCACUGCCUUCGCAUUAAAAUCCUGGGGGACUGUUACUACUGUGUUUCAGGGCUUCCAGAGCCCCGCCAGGACCACGCCCACUGCUGCGUUGAAAUGGGCCUCAGCAUGAUCAAAACCAUCAGGUAUGUGAGGUCAAGGACGAAGCAUGAUGUUGACAUGCGGAUCGGAAUCCACUCGGGCUCGGUGCUGUGUGGCGUGUUGGGUCUGAGGAAGUGGCAGUUUGAUGUCUGGUCUUGGGACGUGGACAUCGCGAACAAACUUGAGUCUGGAGGAAUCCCUGGGAGGAUUCACAUUUCCAAAGCCACGCUGGACUGCCUCAACGGUGACUAUAAUGUGGAAGAGGGUCAUGGUAAAGAGAGAAACGAAUUCUUGAGGAAGCAUAACAUAGAGACCUAUUUGAUUAAGCAGCCUGAGGAGAGCCUACUGACGUUGCCCGAAGACAUUGUCAAGGAGUCGGUGAGCUUCUCAGACAGGAGAAACAGUGGGGCGACAUUCACAGAAGGAUCCUGGAGCCCCGAACUGCCCUUUGAUAACAUAGUGGGGAAACAGAACACUCUGGCUGCCCUAACAAGAAAUUCAAUAAAUCUACUUCCAAACCAUCUUGCACAAGCUUUGCAUGUCCAGUCUGGGCCUGAGGAAAUUAACAAGAGAAUAGAACAUACCAUCGACUUGCGGAGUGGCGAUAAAUUGAGAAGAGAGCAUAUCAAGCCAUUCUCACUGAUGUUUAAAGACUCCAGCCUGGAGCACAAGUAUUCUCAAAUGAGGGAUGAAGUAUUCAAGUCAAACUUGGUCUGUGCAUUUAUCGUUCUCCUAUUUAUCACGGCAAUACAAAGUUUGCUUCCUUCUUCAAGGGUGAUGCCAAUGGCCAUCCAGUUUUCCAUCCUGAUCAUGCUGCACUCGGCUCUGGUCCUCAUCACCACGGCAGAAGAUUACAAGUGUUUGCCUCUCGUCCUCCGGAAAACUUGCUGUUGGAUUAACGAGACCUACUUAGCCCGGAACGUCAUCAUCUUUGCAUCCAUCUUGAUUAACUUCCUGGGCGCCAUCUUGAAUAUCCUGUGGUGUGAUUUUGACAAGUCGAUACCCUUGAAGAACCUGACUUUCAAUUCCUCAGCUGUGUUUACAGAUAUCUGCUCCUGCCCAGAGUACUUCGUCUUCACUGGGGUGUUGGCCAUGGUGACCUGUGCGGUUUUCCUCCGCCUGAACUCUGUCCUGAAGCUGGCCGUGCUGCUGAUUAUGAUUGCCAUCUACGCGCUGCUGACUGAGACCGUCUACGCGGGCCUCUUCCUGCGCUAUGACAACCUAAACCACAGCGGAGAAGAUUUCCUGGGGACCAAGGAGGCGUCACUGCUGCUGAUGGCCAUGUUCCUCCUUGCCGUGUUCUACCACGGACAGCAGCUGGAGUACACGGCCCGCCUGGACUUCCUUUGGCGAGUGCAGGCCAAAGAGGAGAUCAACGAGAUGAAGGAGCUCAGGGAGCACAAUGAGAACAUGCUCCGGAACAUUCUACCCAGCCACGUGGCCCGCCACUUCCUGGAGAAAGACCGAGACAACGAGGAGCUGUAUUCCCAAUCUUAUGAUGCCGUCGGGGUGAUGUUCGCCUCCAUCCCGGGGUUUGCAGACUUUUACUCUCAGACUGAGAUGAAUAACCAGGGGGUAGAAUGCCUGCGUCUGUUGAAUGAGAUCAUUGCUGACUUCGAUGAGCUGCUAGGCGAAGACCGGUUUCAGGACAUUGAAAAGAUUAAGACCAUCGGCAGCACCUACAUGGCCGUGUCGGGCCUGUCACCUGAAAAACAGCAAUGUGAAGACAAGUGGGGACAUCUGUGUGCCCUGGCCGACUUCUCCCUCGCCCUGACCGAAAGCAUACAGGAGAUCAACAAACAUUCCUUCAACAAUUUCGAACUCCGGAUUGGCAUCAGUCACGGCUCCGUGGUAGCUGGGGUCAUCGGCGCUAAGAAGCCACAAUAUGACAUUUGGGGCAAAACUGUGAACCUGGCGAGCCGAAUGGACAGCACAGGGGUCAGCGGCAGGAUCCAAGUCCCCGAGGAGACCUAUCUCAUCCUGAAGGACCAGGGCUUUGCCUUCGACUACCGAGGGGAGAUCUACGUGAAGGGCAUCAGUGAGCAGGAAGGAAAAAUCAAAACGUACUUUCUCCUGGGAAGAGUCCAACCCAACCCGUUCAUCCUGCCCCCGAGAAGACUGCCCGGGCAGUACUCACUGGCCGCGGUCGUCCUGGGCCUUGUCCAGUCCCUCAACAGGCAAAGGCAGAAGCAGUUGCUCAAUGAGAACAUCAACACAGGGAUCAUCAAGGGCCACUACAACCGGCGGACUUUGCUGACAGCCAGUGGGCCAGAGCCCGGGGCCCAGGCUGAGGGCGCCGACAAGUCCGACUUGCCAUGA
This is a messenger RNA of Panthera uncia (snow leopard), 2598 nucleotides long. It is a transcript of the gene ADCY8, whose product is annotated as adenylate cyclase 8. Lineage: Eukaryota; Metazoa; Chordata; Mammalia; Carnivora; Felidae. Bases 154 to 2598 code for a protein of 814 amino acids. Gene Ontology annotation, molecular function: adenylate cyclase activity. Gene Ontology annotation, cellular component: plasma membrane. The transcript has 16 exons. The record is from RefSeq and is a predicted model, not a curated record. Gene Ontology annotation, biological process: adenylate cyclase-activating G protein-coupled receptor signaling pathway; cAMP biosynthetic process; intracellular signal transduction.